Folsomia candida is the source of this 2082-nucleotide messenger RNA. RefSeq lists its product as uncharacterized. Lineage: Eukaryota; Metazoa; Arthropoda; Collembola; Entomobryomorpha; Isotomidae. Bases 1 to 2082 code for a protein of 693 amino acids. The transcript has a single exon. The record is from RefSeq and is a predicted model, not a curated record.
AUGCAGAGAUUAGGAGUAAACAAGAUUGGAGAAGAAUGGGUCAACAAUUGCUUAUUUGGGGGAAUGGUGACAGGACCAAUUAAACACAAUAAGUACCGCAUUCAGAUAGAAAGUUUAAGUGGUCAUCAUCGAGAGUCGCUGGAGGUGUUGGAUCGUGAUGACAUAUGCGGUCUCAUCGCACGUGUUUCGAGUGGACCAUGGAUCAAAGAGUUAGCAAAUCAAGGCGUGCAUUUGACCGACUUCACUUCCGAAAGUCCAGAAAUUGAGAUCCUGAUAGGAAGUGAUUAUUAUGGAAAAUUGAUGACCGGCAGAGUGGUGCAGUUGAAGAGCGGACCAAUUUCUACAUUUGGAUGGUCAUUAGGAGGAAAAGUACCAAAAGAUGACAUUGGUAUGACAGUUACCUCACUAUUUUUGGCAUCGAUGGACGAGUCUAAGCUGUGGGAUCUUGACGUAAUCGGAAUUACGGACCCCGCUGAACAUCUUAAUAAGGAAAAUCAAGACAAGGAAGUGAAGGAGCAUUUUUUGCAGUCAGUUUGUCGUGAAGGAGACGGGCGUUACCGUGUAUCUCUUCCGUGGAUGGAUGGACGACCAAACAUUCCGUGCAAUAAAAAUAUUGCAGAAAGAAGACUUGUCUCUGCGACCGAGAAGAUUAUCCGUUCUGGAUAUUACGACAAGUAUGACGAGGUGUUCGAGUCGUGGCGGAAAGAAGGUAUUAUUGAAGAAAUUGCUGAUGAUGAUGAAGUAUUCUCCCACUACUUACCACACCGUGCAGUAAUUAAACCGGACAGCAUUACAACACCAAUCCGCCCCGUAUUUGAUGCGAGUUGCAAGACCAAACGUACUCCAUCCCUCAACGAGAGUUUGGAAAAAGGUCCGAAUUUAUUGGAGCAAAUUCCGGACGUGCUGUUACGGUUUCGACGUGGACAAAUUGGUGUGACGUCGGACAUCCGAAAAGCAUUUCUGCAGAUCAAAGUGACACCGGAAGAUACAAACUAUCUUCGUUUUCUAUGGUGGGAGGACUGGAGUAAAAAGAAAUUGAGAAUAUUUCGUCAUCUUUGUGUCGUUUUUGGAGUAAACUGCAGUCCGUACCUUCUGGGAGCAGUGAUCGAACAUCACUUGAAAUCCGUCAACACAGUGGAGAAAGACGUGGCUGAACAAUUGUGGAAAUCCCUGUACGUGGACAACUGUGUCAGUACCGAUUCUUCCAAGAGUGAGUUGAAGCACUUUAAAUCUGUUGCUACAAAAAUUAUGGAAGACGCCAAGAUGGAUUUACGUAUGUGGGAGUGGAGUCAUCAGGACAAUUCUAUCACUUCAGUAUUGGGGAUGAAGUGGAACAAGGCGGAUGACACUUUAGGAUAUCAAGUUGAAGAUUGUGCACUACAACAACAAUAUACGAAGAGAGAAGUCCUGUCGUGUGCACAGAAAUUUUUCUACCCAUUAGGAUAUCUGUGUCCUGCUCUCAUCGUCCCCAAGAUUAUUCUUCAGGAAGCGUGGAAGAAUAAGAUUUCUUGGGAUCAAAAUUUGGAUGAAAAUCUAAUUGCCAAAUUUACUAUGUGGAUACGUGAGGUGCCAUCAUUUCAAGAAAUAUGGAUAAAAAGAAACGCUUUUGGAGACGGAGGAGGAAAUAUGCAAAUGCAUACGUUUGUGGAUGCCAGCAAGUCGGCGUAUGCUGCUGCUGUAUUUUUAAGAGUGGAAAAUGAUGGAGAAGUCGACCUUCAUCUUCUUCAAGCACGGUCAAGAGUUGCCCCCAUUAAACAAGUAUCCAUUCCGAGGUUGGAACUCCUAGCGUGUACUAUUGGAGCAAGAUUGACAACGUUGGUGAAGAAAGUCUUGUCAAUGGAGGAAGGGAAAACUUUCUUUUGGUCGGAUUCAUCUACAGCACUAGCAUGGAUAAGGGGAGAUGACAUGGGGGAAGUUUGUGGGAAAUCGUGUACGCGAGAUCUUGACCCUGAGCAAGGAAGAAGAGUGGCGUCACAUCCCGGGGACACUCAACCCAGCCGAUCUACCUUCUCGUGGAUGCAGCCCUGCCCAGUUACGAGAUUCGCGAUGGUGGGAGGGUCCACACUGGUUGAAACUGGAUGA